ACAAUCCGGUCCACAGCCUCGACCUCUUUUCUCCUUCCUUCAAACCUUCUCCCUCUCUCUUCCGCCUCUCCCCAGACCCUAGCAGCCGCGGCGGCCGGGGCCAGCAGCCAGCAGCGCCGCUCCUCCACCUCCCCGGCGCGCCUCUCCGCCUCCAGCCUCCGGCCCCACUUCCUCGUAUCCCCCCUCCCUGCCCCCUCCACCUCCGGCGAGCCGCCGCCGCCGCCGUUCCAAGAGGCCGCCGGGAUCCUACCACUCCGUCGCGGUGACCCGCUGAUUGCUUCAGGGAUGGCGACCUCGAAGCUGCUGCGUGCUCUGAGGCGGCCCUCGUCGGUGGCCGCGCUGCGAUUGGCAACGACUGCCAAUGUGCAAGCCGUUACUGGAUAUAGGCAUCUGAAUAAUCGGAAUCUAAGUGUGUUCAACGAGUUCUCAAAGCAGCUGAAGGGUGAGGCUAAGAGUAAUCCUGAAUUCCAGAAAUCUAUGAAGGAGUUCAGUGAGAAACUUGGUGUGGUAAAGGAAGAUCUCAAAGUAAGAACUCAGAAAACAGCCGAGACAAUUUCCAAGAGUGUUGAAGAUGUUAUGACUGAAGCUGAGGCAACAUCCAAAAAGGUUACUGCAAAUGUUAAAGAAAAAAUGUCUGCUGCUACAGAAGAGGUGAAGGAAAGCUUUGGACUAGGAAAGGAAGAAACUUCAAGCUUCAGAGAUGGUUCACAUGGAACUUCAAAUCACGGGAAAACUGAGGCGUCCUCACACUCAGAUGACAAGUCCCAAGAUGCCACAAGUGCCUAUAUGUUGUUUGAUAAAUUAAGGUCAACAUUUUCAUCAGCUUCACCAGUUGUGUCUGGUGCAUUUGCAAAAUUGAAGGACACAAGAGUCUCAACUUUAGCUAAGCAGGGAUAUGAAAUUGUCAAAGAUGAACUAAGCUCUAGCUCUAGCAGAAAAAAGAAAAACCAUAUUAGGCAAGCUUAUUCUGCAGCUGUAGAGAAGAGUACAAGAACUGAUAUAGUUAUUGUACCAACAAAGAAGUCAGUGGUGGGUGAAAAAUGGGAAGCAAUCAAGAAUAAGAUGCGAGGUCAUCCAGUCUAUAAGAGGGUGAACGAGUACACCAAACCUGUCGUAACAAAGGUGAACGAGUACACCAAACCUGUCGUAACAAAGGGACAAGAGGUAGCUGAGGAUGUCCGAGAACGAUGGGAGACAAGUGACCAUCCAGUAGUUCAGAAAAUUCAAGAUAUUAAUGAAACUAUUUUUGAAGAGACCGCUACUGCAGCAUCUUUCAGGGAAAUUCGGCGACGUGACCCAUCCUUUUCAUUAUCCGAUUUUAUUGGUGAUGUUCAAGAAAUGAUCAAGCCUGUUCUUACCGCAUAUUCAAAGGGUGAUCUGAAGACUUUAAAAAAGUACUGCACCAAGGAAAUACUUGAACGAUGCGAAGGAGAGAGGAAAGGAUAUGCAUCACAAGGCAUGUUUUUUGAUCACAAGAUUCUUCACAUAUCUGAUGCUGACGUAAGGGAAACAAAGAUGUUGGGAUCAGCACCCAUCAUUCUCGUGAUGUUCCGAACACAGGAGAUUCAUUGUAUUCGUGAUAAAGAAGGACAAGUAACAGAAGGAGGACAGGAUUCAAUUCGAACCGUCUACUAUCAAUGGGCAAUGCAACUCAUGGACAGCGAUGAGUUGCCAGAAGAAGAAUCCUACUACGCAGUUUGGCGGUUGCGUGAGAUGCAUCAACUUGGUGUUAAGGCCCUUAUAUAGAGUAGCACUUUGCUCUUUCUUCAUUCCACUGGUGCGUUGCCGUUCGGAAUACCUAAAUGUUCCAAGUCUGACCGCUCGACAAACUAUGCAGGCAAUUUUCCAUAAGUUGUUUCUCUAGUUUUAAAUACUGACAGCCAGUCUCCCUGCUUCUUGCCCCAUUUUGUUUGGUGAUGUGUAUCUAAUGUGUACGACAUUUGUAAAAUCAGCUCCCCCUUUUAGCAAGUUGGCUGAGAACGGUUGUAGUGCUGAUUGUUCUUGUUCUGAGUUGGAAAAGCUCGAGGCACCAAACAAAAAUGCAGUUUACUCUUUUCGCUGGCAAACAAUGUUGCUGGUGAGUAAUAAUUUUUGAAGGAGAGGAACCA
Messenger RNA from Triticum urartu, 2108 nucleotides. It is a transcript of the gene TIM44-2, whose product is annotated as translocase inner membrane subunit 44-2. Lineage: Eukaryota; Viridiplantae; Streptophyta; Magnoliopsida; Poales; Poaceae. The record is from RefSeq and is a predicted model, not a curated record. Gene Ontology annotation, molecular function: protein-folding chaperone binding. Gene Ontology annotation, biological process: protein import into mitochondrial matrix. Gene Ontology annotation, cellular component: mitochondrial inner membrane.